Molecule: messenger RNA, 7040 nt
Organism: Strongylocentrotus purpuratus (purple sea urchin)
Lineage: Eukaryota; Metazoa; Echinodermata; Echinoidea; Camarodonta; Strongylocentrotidae
Product: inactive tyrosine-protein kinase 7-like
Exons: 11
Coding region: 16-2901 (961 amino acids)
Biological process (GO): protein phosphorylation; homophilic cell-cell adhesion; axon guidance
Cellular component (GO): plasma membrane; axon
Molecular function (GO): cell-cell adhesion mediator activity; ATP binding; protein kinase activity
Source: RefSeq, a predicted model, not a curated record
AGUAAAUAUAAUAGCAUGCUUGCCUAUGUUAAUAUUGCAGGGAUCUCAGAAGAGUUACGUGUGCAGCUGAACAGACCCAAUCUACCGGAGGAUGUAGAAGAAGGGGGUAAGGUUACCCUCAUCUGUAGGGCUAGCGGUAACCCCGUACCUAUGGUCACCUGGUAUCAUGACCAAACACCAGUCGUCGCUGGUUCCAACGUUGAUAUCAGCGGUACUAGGCUGAAGAUCAAGAGCGCCACACCCCUGGAUAGUGGUAUCUAUUCCUGCAUGGCGACCAAUGUAGCAGGCUCCAUGCCCAGCACAGAAAAUGUCCAGUUUAACAUUGUUGAUUCCAAUACUCCUGUUGUUGAAGUAGCACCUACCGAUGCCAUACGUGUUCUAGGAGAUUCCAUCAUGUUCCAUUGUCAGUUCAGUGGAGACCCAACCCCACCGGUAGAAUGGUAUACUACUAGCAAGGCUGGUGGUGAAAUCCCUCCACAACUCAUGAAUGACACUGAAACUGGGACGUACAUCAUAGGUAAUGGUAGUUUGAGUCUGGCCAAUCUAACGGCCGGUGAUGAGGGCGAGUUCCAGUGUGUAUGUGACAGCCCUCAUGGACGACCGUUUGCCAGCGCCAGGCUGACCAUAGCAACCGUGAACCCUCUACCUGAGUUUGAAGCCCAGUUGAUUCCAGAAGGCGACACAAAGGCCAUAAACUGCUCCUAUCCAGCAGGCGACGUGGGAGGCAUUCCUACACCCUCUAUACAUUGGCUGAAACCUAGUUUACGUGAGGUACCUUUAGAUGGGACUAAGACUAAGAGGGUUCGUGUGGAAGAGCAAAAGAAUCUUCUCGUCUUUGAUCCUAUCAAGAAAUCUGACGAAGGCAACUAUACAUGUGUGUCUAGUAACAUGGCUGGCAAAACAACCCAGAUACUCAAAGUAGUGGUUGCUACUGCACCCAAGAUUACAACCAGACCUGUAGAUGUUCACAUCAGAGAGAGAGAAGAAGCAACACUACGAUGCAAUGCUACCGGUACUCCUACACCAACAAUCAGCUGGACAUUUGGCACCAGAGAUAUCACAAAUAAACAAGGCAUAGAGGUGUCAGCUGAUGGAUCGCUGGUAAUCAACAGUGCAAUGACUCGACAUAAUGGUACCUAUACAUGUACAGCUAGGACCAUAGCGGGCAUCAAAACUGCAUCGGCUAACAUCUUUGUCAAAGCUAUCCUGAAGUUCAAUCCACGUCCUAUUGCUGUGACGUCUUUAGACCGUGGGGAGAUGAACCGUCUAGUGUGCCACGCUACAGCCAGCAUCCAACCAUUUAUUGCAUGGCACAAGCAGGGUAUAAUAGGAACAUGGCCAGAUCAUAUCUCAGAACCUAACUCAGGAGUCCUGCAAUUCAACCCUGCUGAAGCAAGCGAUGCUGGAACGUACAUCUGCAUUGCAUCCACGGGUCUGGAGAGGAUUAAUACCACCGUCAGAAUCGAUGUAGUCGUGAAACCCAAGUUUGUGAUCAUACCAAACAACACCAUAGGAUUUGAGGGUUAUUCUCUCAAGAUUGACUGCACAGCUCAUGGAGAUCCUGAACCAACGAUCACAUGGAUUAGUAAACCAAUCAUGAACUACCCUGAGCAUUUCACUCAUCUACCCAAUGGUACCCUCAUCAUCCAAGAGGUUCAUGCUAAUGAUGCUGGCAGAUAUCAGUGCAUCGCUGGCAGUGAUGCUGGGCUUAAUACCACAGAGAUAACACUCACUGUGCAGAAGGGUACUCCUCCUGACCAAGUGCCUGUACCAGCUCAGGUCAUGACCCGAACCAUCGCCAUCGCUGUAGGGUGUGCCGCGGCCUACAUCUUCCUGGUCGUCGGUCUCAUGCUAUGGUGUCGUCAGAGACGUCGACGAUACAGACGCAAGAUGAAGAACAUGGAGAAGCCCAACGGAAUGGUGGCAGGAGGAGCGAACAAUCGGAUGCUGAAUGAUUAUCACGAGGGAGAGAAUGGCAAGGUUGCUGAUGGGGAGAUAGCAUUGAAUCCAACACCUAAUAAGAACCACCAGAGAGGGAGCUAUGACAAGCUGCAGUUCCCAAAACAUGAUAUGCAGACCAUCACUACUAUUGGUCAUGGAGCAUAUGGUGAGGUGACCCUAUCGAGGGCAGCAGGCAUUAAAGAUGGUGAGGAGGCUACCACAGUGAUGGUCAAAGCUCUGGAGACCAAAGAGGAGUCGUUACAGCUAGACUUCAGACGAGAGAUCGAGAUGUUAGGCAAGCUCAACCAUGAGAACAUCGUCAAGCUCCUGGGUGUGUGUAGGGAUACUGAACCACAACUAAUGAUCACUGAGUAUUUAGAUUGGGGUGAUCUGAAGCAGUUCUUGCAGGCAACACGUGGUGAGAACGGCACCAAGAACGUCCCACCUCCUCUCACCCUGAGUCAGAAGAUAGACAUAGUCAACCAAGUAGCUCUAGGCAUGGAGACCUUGUCAGCUAAUCGGUUCAUCCACGGUGACCUGGCUGCUCGUAACUGUCUUCUAUCACCUUCUAUGGAGGUGAAGAUCUGUACCAUGUCUGUAAGUCAAGAUCUCUACCGCCCAGAGUACCAUGAGUAUCACCAGAAGCUCAUCCCGGUUCGCUGGAUGCCGGCUGAAGCCAUCUUUGAGGAUGAGCUCUCAGCCAAGAGUGAUGUUUGGGCUUAUGGGAUCUUUGUGUGGGAGGUAUUCAGCCAGGGCACGUUGCCCUAUACACAGCUAGAUAAUGAUGCGGUGAUGCGAGCCAUGAUAGAUGGUGAGUUGAUGCUGGAGACACCACCUGAUACACCGGAGGAGAUUGAGCUGAUGAUGCAUCGAUGCUGGGCUGAUAGUCCUAAGGAUCGUCAUACCUUCUCCGAGAUCACUCACCAUCUUGGACGUAUUUCAACUGACAGCCGUGUAUAGGUACCUACCUACCUACCUGCAGUACAAGUCACAGUUAUGCAAUAUCUCGGUGACGUCAAGGCUCUCUGAAGACAAGAAGAGCAUUGGAUCUGCAUGCACAUCUACUCCGACAGUUGGAGAAACUUGAGAAUGUUCAAUGUGCUGGCAUCUCAACGGUCAUGCAGAAUGCAGAUUAAUGCUUGGUAGUGAGAAAUCAAGUCUGUAGACUUCUAAAAAGCUAAUAACUUUCUUUGCUUGAUAGAGCAAAAGAAGAAUAAAGUUUUGAGAGGACUGCAAACCAAAUUAUUGGACUAGAAAUAAUAAUGUAUGCAAAAAUGUAAAUGAAUUGUCUAUGUUUGCAAUCCAUCCUCCUUUACAAACAUCGUAUGAUAAUAUGAGAAAAUAAGGAAUGAUAUGAAGAUGAAAGUUUGUGAUGUUUUAACUUGUAUUUAUUGUGUUAAUGUAUCGUAAAAUUUGUCCAGUAUUUUGUACCGAAUUAUGGAACUAAGAGCAACUCAAGUUUUAAUUAUUAUCCCUUUCAAAUUUUAAUGUAGACAUAGAAAUGGGACUUCUGUAUUUAGAUUUCAUCUAUAUAUGUCAAAUGGGCAGCACUGUACAUGUGAAACUUGAAUGGAUGGGCAAUCCCCAAAGGGCAGAAUAGAUAAGUCUGGUUAUAAUGUGGUAUAGCAUAUGUAGAAUUGAUAGAGAUAAUACUUACAACCUGAUGUAUACAAGAGCAAUUAGUGUUAUAGUCUCUAUCUCUCUAUCCAAUAAAUGUUUCAUUCAAAUGAGUAGGGUUUUUAGGGAGAGGGAAUUACCAGACAAUUUAAUAGAAAUGCUCAAAGUUUGAUUCUGUGAAUGGAAAAUACUAUAUCAUCAUAAAGUCUCUUCUUAUAAGUGUGUAAAUUGCAAUCUAGAGUAAAGAAGAAAACUUGAUGACACAAAGUAGAUCGAGUGAUGCCUCAUUUAGUAUUCAGUAUUAGAUAUACCUGUAGAUGUGUGACUUUUAAUGAAUAUGCAACAGCUCAUUGCACUGCAGGAGCUAGGACAGGCUAAAAGAUAGUCAAAGCACAAAAUAUGAAAGAAUAUCUGUAAAUAGUUGCACCUGUUUGCCAGUAGUAUAGACAAAUUACCUUGUAGGAAUAUAUGUAUCUUUUUCAUGAUCUGGUUUCUUAUGACAUGUUUCAUUGCACUCAAAUUACUAUUAAUGGAAAAAAUUAAGUUGAUAUGAACAAUUGAUAGUCGAUGCUUCCAUGAUGUUUUUCAGAGAGUUUUUUAUCCACAUAUAUAGAUAAGUUCCUCCUGGAAAAAAAUGUGAUUGCAUGUACGUGAUUUAAAGUCACAUUGGAAAUAAAAUGUAUUUUAGUCAUCGUUGAGUUGGAUCCAGAUAGUUCGUAAGACAGAAAUGUCAGUAACGUGAAAGGUUGUGAAUCCUAAGUAGAGUUUCAUCUUAUCAUCUGUACUGUCUAUUUCAAGUUAGCUUUCAGAAUGUCCAACCAGACCAAAUACACUUGGACCAGACUUGAUUUAGUAGGUGUUUAAUAGGAAUAUGAAAACUCACCGCCCGUCUGCAUAAUUUUUCUUCACAUUUGAAAUUAGUCACCUAUGUUGGAUUAAACAAAUGAAAUGUAUCUCUAGUUAUCCCCUCAGGCUCCUCAAGGAUAAAAAUGAAGUAAUUGUACUCCUCUCGCUAUGCUGCAAUACAUGGGCCAAAUAUGUUUACACCAUAACAGUGUUUCUGUGGUGAAAUGAGAUAGGUGCUAAUGGAACAAAUUAAAAACCAAGAUGUGGAUUGUUUUAUUCUUUGACGUAUCUGUAAUUGCCCAUUGACUGUUAUAAUCUAUCAGAACCAAAUAAUUAUUUGAAAUGUUCUCUUCUUCCUUCCAUUCUUCUUGAUAUCAAUUAUGUAAUUUUUUUUAAAAAUCCAUUACUAUGCCUGUACUUAUACUUCAUGAUUAUUAUUGCUAUUUUCCCCACCUCUUUUCCAAGUGAAAUAAUUUCAAUGUAAGAUUUUUUAUACCAAAUGAAAGAAGCAGUACUUCAAUUUUAUCUUGAUAAGUUCUUAUAAUCCCUUAUCUUGUUAACUGUAGUACUAUUAAUGAUUUUUUAAAAAUUGAUAUCCAGUACUUUGUGGUUAUGUGAUUUUAAAUGGGUUUAUCAAAAUGUUACUAUUUGGAAUGAGGUAAAAAGUAAUCUUUUCCCAAAAUAUUUCUCAUAUUUGUAACUUGAAGAAACAUAAGUUGGAGAAUGUAUACUGGUUGAAUCAUAUUAAUGUAUAGUCAGCAAUGCUGUAGAGGGACCAAACAUGUUCAAAACAUUCAGCAAACUUUAAGAAGCAGGAAUAUUAACCUCAUAAUGAGUGCUUUUGAGGACACAGUUUUUCAUGAGUCAUUGACAUACAGUCAUACACUAACAAUAAAAAGAAAGCAUGAAGCAUCUGCUUUAUCCUCAAACAAAUAUAUUUUAAAAGCUUUCAAAAGGAAUGGAAAUAGAUCUUGGAUAUGAAAGAAAUAAUAGUCCAAACAAUUUUAUAAAAAGUGUUUCUUCAUUUUUAUAUGUUCAAGAUUGUACACUGUUUGUUCAAGUCUUGCCACUCCAUACUUUCAGUGAGUUUGGAUUUUGAUGCAUUCAGAUAUGUAAGGAAUUUAGAUAUUCUCAGAUUAUUAAUAAGCUGUGGAAUAUAAAGUAAAAUCAAAAACCCACCCGACUUAAUUUGCAAAGCCUAAUCAUUCUUACUUUAUCAACUCAACCUUGAAAGCAAAUUUAAUUGGCAAACUUUUGAUUAUGGAUUGGAACUUUUAAAACAAAUGUCAGUCAGUUUCUUUGUCAUUUUUCUCAUAAAAAUGCAAAUAGUUUCGAUUCAUACUGCUUUAUAGUUAUGUUAUAAAUUGUACUAAUUGUUAUUUGAUGGAUGACUUAAUACCCUCUUAAAUUUGAAUGAGAUAAGGAUGAUGAUGUUGUCUUUCUAUUAACUUUUUAAUUUAUUGUCUUUUAUGAUUAAGUAAUGUGCAUUUUAAUAAUGAGAGGAUGCCUAGUUGGUGAUAUUAAUCUUGUCACUCUCAUGAAUUUUAUCAUGCUUUCUUAUCUUUGUAAUAAUGUAUUCUUAUUUAUGCUUGCAAAGCCUAAACUGUAUAUAUGUGUACAUUUGUCUUUUAUAAAGAGCACUUACUGUGUAAUACAUUGUUUCUUUUUGGACAGUCACCGUUAGCAAGGUAUUCAUGGCAAAAUUGCAAUCUGCACUUUUGAAAUGAAGAUAAAUCUGUAUGGUUCAUUCAAAUGUUUCUAAGAGAGUCUCCCAUAUUAUGAAUUCAGAUUUUGUUUUUAAAGAAUCAUGUAUUCAAAUUGAUUUGCAUUGAACUCUCAAAACCCUGCUGAAAUAUAUCAUGAAUUUUGAUAAUUUACCAUCAUUAGUACUUUAAAAAAUGAUGGUUUUAUUUCCAGAGAAGUCACAAGACCAUCCUUAUUUUUCAACUGAAAUCUGUAAUUCAGCAGUUUUUGUAUUAAAAAGGGCAAUGCUUUUAUAGUCAAGGUCACAAAUUGAUUCAUACAAAAUAAUCAUACUUGUAUCAAAAUAGAUUUACAUGUGUGUUGAAUCCUUGUAAUUAAUUACUUUUAUAUGCUGGAUUGGGCUACACUGGAUUAAAACUGCAUUUUUACCAGAUAUCGGAAAAUGCUAAACAAAAGUAAGCAUUAUUUCAAUACAAAAAGCAAAACUUGAAGAUAAAAGAUACAAUUUCUUGAGUGAAAGAGGAUAGAAUAAUGAACCAAAGACUAUUUGUACUGAUUUAGGGAAGUUACCACUGUAUUUCAUUUCUUUCCACAUUUUCGUUCUAUUUAUUUGUAAAAGAAACAAGCUCACCGUUGUGGCAAGGUGAGAUUCUUAUGUACAUGCUGUAGUUAUACUUUGCUUUUUACUGUGUCAAGUCUGUGAAAUUUUUGGAACAAAAGAAGAAAAAAAUUGAAGGUAUUCUUGUUUUCUUUGAAAUUGGGUAGAUAUCGAGUACUAGUUGACAUACUGUUUUGACUGAUGAUAUACUUGCAAGAUUAUGUGCAUGCAAAAUUACUAGUAGACCUCUGUAUCCCCAUGUCAAAGUGGCCAUGUUUUCAUUUGUAUAAUGCAUACAAACAAGAAUAAAAAGUCAGUCAAGUUCUUAAGAAAA